Messenger RNA from Rhododendron vialii, 966 nucleotides. RefSeq lists its product as uncharacterized. NCBI's taxonomy places the organism in Eukaryota, Viridiplantae, Streptophyta, Magnoliopsida, Ericales, Ericaceae. The coding region runs from base 63 to 779 and encodes 238 amino acids. The record is from RefSeq and is a predicted model, not a curated record. The transcript is spliced from 4 exons.
AGCACUUGAUUGUUCAUUUAGUUGUGGAGGUAAAGUUGGGUGGUCCCGUGCAAUUCCGAUGGAUGUAUUAUGUCGAAAGGUAUCUUAUGACACUUAAGAGAUAUGUGCGUAAUCCAGCUCGUCCGGAGGGCUCUAUUGCAGAGGGGUACUUCGUUGAAGAAUGCAUGACAUUCUGUUCUAGGUACUUGGAUGAUGUUGAAUCCAAGUUAAAUCGACCUGUGAGGAAUGAUGAUGGAGGUGAUACGGGUCAAGUAGGGGGCCGUCCUUUAGGAAAGCAAGAAAAGUUUUCUCUUAAUGUCCUACAAAAGACACAGGCUCAUCGAUAUAUCCUAUUUAACACUGAAUCCAUCACUCCGUAUCGAAAGAAGCACUGUGAAUUUCUUAAACAAUGUAAUCAUCGGAUUCGAGAUCGUGAACUUGAACGCCUUCACCAUGAAACGUUUCCCAUUUGGUUUCAAACCCACGUCCACAAGUUACAACUUGAGGGGUCCGAAGAAGUAUCAGAUGAGGUUGCAAUUUUGGCGUUGGGUCCUCGUGACACAGCAAUUAGAUUUAGUGGCUAUAUCAUCAAUGGGGUUAGAUAUCACACCAAAGAGCGUGAGCUUAAAAGGAAAACACAAAACAGUGGAGUUAUGUUGAAGGCAAAGACUAGUAGUUAUUCGAGCACCAGAGAUAUGAAUCCUCAAGAAGGAGAUGUCACAUAUUACGGAAGGAUCACAGACUUGGUGGAGUUGUAUUAUACACAUGACCAUAAACAUGUGCUAUUCAACUGUGACUAGAUAGAUAACAAUUGGGGUUUAGUAUCGAAUGAUGAAUUUGACUUCACACUUGUCAAUUUCAAUUGUUUGCCCUAUACAACAGAACAUGCCUCCAAUGAACCAUUUAUACUAGCAUCUCAAGCUCAACAAGUUUUUUAUGUGCAAGAUCCGGCCAAAGAAGAUUGGAGCAUUGUAAUCAAAAUGAAAC